CAAUUUCACAAAUCUGAAAAUAAGCUCGAAAAUUGUAAGAAGAGAUCAAGAAGCAGUCGAGGAGUAGAACGAUGGCGCUGAACAUCACCCCCCAGCUCGGUUCCCUUCGCGGUUCCCCGUUUCCAGAGCAGGCCGGCGGUGGAGAUCAGCCGACGGCUGUUUCGGCUUUAUGGAAACCGGUAGCUUCUGGGGGUAACCUCCGUUGCAGGAUUCGGCAGUCUGGAGGGCCAGAUGUGGACUCGCCGACGCCGCCGGUGAGCCCUUGCCGAUCGCCGAUUUUGGGGGCCUUGCGACCGGAUUUAACUGUCGCGUGCCGGGCUCUGAUGUCGGAUGCGGUAGUGGAGGAGGGUGUGGAGCUCGAGCACGGUGGAAUGGGUACGGGGGGUAAGGGAAAAGGGGUUCCGGUUUAUGUAAUGCUUCCGCUUGAUACGGUGAAGCCAGGCGGCGGCAUGAAUAGGAGGAAGGCGAUGGUGGCGAGUUUGAAGGCGCUGAAAACAGCUGGAGUGGAGGGGGUUAUGGUGGAUGUGUGGUGGGGGACCGUGGAGAGGGAGCGGCCGGGGGUUUAUGAUUGGAGCGGAUAUGAUGAUCUGAUGGAUAUGGCUCGCCGGAUCGGCCUCAAGGUUCAGGCUGUGAUGUCCUUCCACCAGUGCGGCGGUAACGUCGGUGACUCUUGCACUAUACCGUUGCCGCGAUGGGCGGUGGAGGAGAUGGAGAAAGACCCGGACCUCUCGUACACCGAUCAAUGGGGCCGGCGAAACUACGAAUACAUCUCGCUAGGCUGCGACACUAUUCCGGUGCUCAAGGGCCGAACUCCGGUGCAGUGCUACGCAGACUUCAUGCGCGCAUUUCGAGAUCGCUUCGGCGCGCUUCUAGGAUCCACAAUCGUCGAGAUACAGGUAGGCAUGGGUCCUGCAGGCGAGCUCCGCUACCCUUCCUACCCCGAGCUUAACGGCACCUGGAAGUUUCCCGGCAUCGGUGCUUUCCAAUGCUACGACCGCUACAUGCUUGCCAGCCUCCGUGCUGCCGCCUACUCAGUUGGCCAUCCAGAGUGGGGCAAUGGAGGCCCUACGGAUGCUGGGAGUUACAACAACUGGCCGGAAGAUGCUCCUUUCUUCCGUCGUGAACAUGGAGGAUGGGAUGGGGAAUACGGAGAGUUUUUCCUUUCUUGGUAUUCCGGCCUCCUCCUCGACCAUGGCGAACGUGUUCUCUCCACUGCCGCAGCUGUUUUCGCUGAUACCGGCGCAAAGAUCUCCGUAAAGAUCGCCGGAAUUCACUGGCACUACGGCACGAGGUCACACGCCCCGGAGCUCACUGCCGGGUAUUAUAACACGCGAUUCCGCGAUGGGUACAAGCGCAUAGCUGAAAUGAUCGGACGGCACGGCGCGGUGCUGAACUUCACUUGUGUGGAAAUGAAGAACUUUGAGCAGCCAGAAGAUGCAAUGUGUCGGCCGGAGGAGCUGGUGAGGCAAGUGGCCGCAGCAGCAAGGCGGGCCGGCGUGGGGCUUCCGAGAUAUGAUGAAGCUGCGCACGAGCAGAUCGUGAAGACGGCUACGGUGGCGGAGGGGGAGGACGGGGGGAAGAUGGAGGCGUUCACUUAUCUGAGAAUGGGGCCGGAUCUGUUCCGUGAGGAUAAUUGGAGAAAGUUCGUGGCUUUCGUGAAGAGUAUGCGGGAGGAGGAGCGGUGUCGGGAGAUGGCGGAGAGGGAGGCGGAGAGCUUCGUUCAUGCCACCGUUCCGCUCGUCCAGGAGGCCGCCGUUGCGUUAACUAGCGGCUGAAUAGGCGCCGGCGAUGUAUUUAUAGUUGUCCGUCGAUUUAUAUAGGGUAUUUCGAUCCCUAAAGUAGAAAGAGAAGGAUGUCGUUUCAUCUCCAUCUUCGAAUCAGCUCCAGCUUGGCUGUGGAAAGGCAAUGGGUUGUUCUUCCGGCGCUGCUUAUGUGAACUGUAACUAGUAUAAAAUCGGGGUAGUUUACCUGAACUUAUAUGGAACGGAAGUAUUUAUUUUUGGGUAGUUAUGUUAUAUUUCACUGAUCAUUAUUGGAUCAUUAUUGAAUAAAAUUAGUUAAGUAAUGGGCUUCUUGAAAGAAA
Phalaenopsis equestris is the source of this 2083-nucleotide messenger RNA. Its product is annotated as beta-amylase 1, chloroplastic. Gene Ontology annotation, molecular function: beta-amylase activity. The record is from RefSeq and is a predicted model, not a curated record. The transcript is spliced from 2 exons. NCBI's taxonomy places the organism in Eukaryota, Viridiplantae, Streptophyta, Magnoliopsida, Asparagales, Orchidaceae. Gene Ontology annotation, biological process: polysaccharide catabolic process. The coding region runs from base 72 to 1775 and encodes 567 amino acids.